Austrofundulus limnaeus is the source of this 2928-nucleotide messenger RNA. RefSeq names its product dual specificity testis-specific protein kinase 2. Gene Ontology annotation, molecular function: ATP binding; protein serine/threonine kinase activity. Gene Ontology annotation, cellular component: nucleus; cytoplasm. The record is from RefSeq and is a predicted model, not a curated record. Gene Ontology annotation, biological process: protein phosphorylation; positive regulation of stress fiber assembly; actin cytoskeleton organization. Lineage: Eukaryota; Metazoa; Chordata; Actinopteri; Cyprinodontiformes; Rivulidae.
AGAGAGAGGAGAGGAAGCAGCAGCAAACGGAGUGGGCGUAUGUAGGGCAGAGAUGUAAACACAAGCUGGAUUUUCAACCACGUCCCACCUCCUCCUCCUCCUCCUCCUUCCUCCCGGGCCAUCCGAGAUGGAGACGGAGAGGGUCGCGUCGGAGCAAGAGGGAGAGGCGGAGCCGCCCAUGCACAGCGUGCACGGGACCAACCGCGUCCGGCCGUCGUCCUACAGGGCCCUGCGCAGCGCCGUGUCCACGCUGGCCCGCCUGGACGACUUCAGCUGCGAGAAGAUUGGAGCGGGGUUCUUCUCCGAGGUGUUCAAGGUGCAGCAUCGUGUAACGGGCCAGGUGAUGGCUCUGAAGAUGAACAUCUUGGCCAGUAACAGAGCCAACAUGCUCAGGGAGGUCCAGCUCAUGAACAGACUGUCCCACCCCAACAUACUCAGGUUUAUAGGAGUGUGUGUCCAUGAGGGGCAGCUUCACGCCCUCACAGAGUACAUCAACGGCGGCAACUUGGAGCAGCUGCUGAGCAGCGACGUGUAUCUGUCGUGGAGCGUCCGGCUCAGCCUGGCUCUGGACAUCGCUCGAGGACUGAAGUACCUGCACAGCAAGGGCAUCUUCCACAGGGACCUCACCUCCAAGAACUGCCUGGUGCGUUGGGAGGGUGGCAGGUGUUCGGCUGUAGUGGGAGACUUUGGCCUUGCAGAGAAGAUCCCAGAUUACAGUGAGGAGGAGGUCCAGGAGCCCCUGGCUGUUGUCGGCUCCCCCUACUGGAUGGCUCCGGAGGUGCUGAGAGGAGAAGUGUACAAUGAGAAGGUGGACGUGUUCGCGUACGGGAUUAUCUUGUGCGAGGUCAUCGCGAGGAUACAGGCCGACCCAGACAUCCUGCCGCGCACCGAGGACUUUGGUCUAGAUGUUGAGGCUUUCCGGCUGAUGGUGGGGGACUGUCCACCCGACUUCCUAGAAUUGGCCAUUGCUUGCUGUAAUAUGAAUGCAAAACUCCGUCCAUCUUUCUCUGGAAUCGUAGCAGAGCUGGAGAAGAGGAAAGCUGAGAGAAAGCAAAGGGAUGAACCACAGAUUAUCGUUGCUUCUCCAGUCGUCGGCCCCCUUCGAAGGCAGUCCCUCGGAUUGAUGUCCGAUCCCCGUCUCUCCCGCAGCAAGUCCGACAUGCUGCAUCCUGCGGACGCGCUGCCUUGUAUAACUUUGGCACCUCCCACUCGCGUCAACCCCUUUUCCCAGCGGGAGGACCUAAAGGGCGGCAAGAUCAAGCUUUUUGACACGCCCAGCAAGUCGGUCAUCUCCCUGACCUUCACCCUGCCUCCGCCGCCAGACUGCAMCGACGUUCCGGGUUCUGACGACGACGUCGACAUGCCCCGGAGGCACCGACGCUGCCACUCCCUGCCCUGCACGCCUCCGCCGCACCUCACGUCGGCGCCGAACACCGCGCUCACCGAGGAGUCCGAGACGGACCACGUGAGCCGGGCGGGGGAGGAGGAGGACGGUUUGUUGGGGGGCGAUUCGGGUCUCCCAAUGUCCUUUGAACCUCUGUCCAUGGACUUGGAGGGGGAGGAGGAGCCAAUGGACUGCACCAGCUCCCCGGACUCGCAGGACCUCGCCUCAUCUCCUUACACCAAACCUCCUCCUCCUCCGUCUUGCUCCUCGACUCCCUUCCAACCUCCCAAGCCUCCCUUCUCAAACGGCUGGGGGUCCGCGGUCUCCAACGGGCCCCCGUGCCUGCCCCCGCUCUCCAGUUUGGACAACGGUCGACCGCUCAGCUGGAGCGCGGCCCCCGACACUCCCUCCACCAACAACAACGGCUACCACACCCCUCCCAGCGACCCGGCCGGCUCGUCUCCCUUCGGCUCCGGCAGCGGGCACUCCCUAGACCAGGAGGAGGUGAUCUCCUGUCCGGGCUGCUGCCUGGCGGGCCUCCGCUUCCCCUCGGUGUGCCUCCGAGCACCGCCGCGCCGAAACCCCUACAAGAACUUGAACGCGGACCACGCAGCCUCCCGCGGGCUGCUGUGCUCGGGAUCCAAGGGCCUCCCGCCCUCCUCCACCCCCACAACCACCAACACCAGCCUGGAGCCGGGACUCACUUUGCCGGGGCCGCAGACAUAAACCGGUAAACCGUGUCUCUCUCUCUCUUCCCUGGAAAUUAAGCGGGUCUUCUUAAAAUUUGCACAGAUUUUAAUGCAGCAAUACUCGACUUGUUUUCCAGACACACUUUUUUUCUUGCCCUGGGGUACUCUGAGUCGUCUGCAUGGGUUCAUUAAAAUACUGUUCAGACUUAAAAUUAAAAAAAACAAAAAACAAAAAAAAACAGGCUGGCUUCCUCUGGGAAGCUAUCAGACAAGAACUGAGCUGGUGACGCCCUCUGCUGGACUGAGGGCGCUCUAACACGUGACGUCGGCCAUGGAUGGAGAUUUUGACUGCCCAGAAUAGAUAAGCAUGUAAACACUCCAGUUUGGGGCUGAAUCCUGUAUAUUUACAGUUGUAAAGAUUCUUAUGACAGAUGAUACUGAUUAAGCUAAUGAGGAAUGUUCAGCUUAGUAUUAAUACUGUUGCAAUGAUUUCUCCUUUUUUUUGUUUUGUUUUGUGCUGCUUCUGAAUGAACAGGCAGUUUUGCUUUAAUGUCUUUAAUUAUUAAAGGUGUAUGGUGCAUUACAGAGGAUGUUUGAGGAUUAGGAGUGUGAGUGAUUCAGUGUGUGAGGCUGUGUGUGUUCUGUACACCAUUCUUAUUAUUUUUGUUGCUGUAUGAUCUCUGAUGGCCUGUCUGGUUGGCCUGUUUAAGCACUUCAACUGUAUUAUUAUUGUUAUUAAGGAAGCUGUUUAUUGUUUGUUAUAUUUGGGAAUGAAUGGUCAAAGACCUGCUUGAAAGAUGUACAGAUUCUUAUUAUUUAAAGAUGGCAUUGAAUAAAAAGAUAGAAUGAACUGAA